AUGCCGCCCCAUAUAGUCCACCAUCCCUCUGAUGUUGUAGUGAAAGUUGGGAAUCCUGCCACACUGUCCUGCCGGGUGGAUGGCAAACCCAAGCCAACUAUUGAGUGGCUACACAACGGUCAGCCCCUGGAGACAGGGAAGGGAGAUAGACAUCUUCAACCCAUUGUUCUGUCAGAGGGGAGCCUCUUCUUUUUGAAUGUGGGAAGUGGCAAGCGUGGUCCAUCACAUGAAGGUUUCUAUGUCUGCAUUGCCAGGAAUUCUGCUGGCAUAGCUAUCAGCCGCAACGCAUCACUCUAUAUUGCAGUGUUGCAGGAUGAGUUUGUGGUGGAACCCAAUGAUGUGGAAGUGGCAGAGGGGGAGGUUGCUGUUUUAAACUGUGCUCCUCCAUAUGGACACCCAGAGCCGAAUGUCAUCUGGAAGAAGAAUGGCCUACCCAUUAACAACACUGACCAUCAUUACACUGAGCUGGGUGGGAAGCUGAUCAUCGCUCCUGCAGAGAAGAACCACUCUGGCUCCUAUAUCUGUGUGGCCCAAAACAGUGUAGGUGUGCAAGAAAGCAGAGCAGCUCGCCUCUCUGUGCUGGCAAAGCCUGUGUUGGUGCUGAAGCCAGAAAAUGUGUCAGUAAGAAUAGGCGAAUCCACUCAGUUCUACUGCCAAGCUAAAGGAGAGCCCCCACCUGCUGUAGAGUGGAGCAGAGAGCAGGGACCACUCCCCAAUGGCAGGUAUCUCAUUAACCCAGAGCAAACGCUACAACUCCAUUAUGUGAAAGUAGAGGAUGCUGGGAAGUACAUAUGCACUGCUGUCAAUCAUGUAGGUGUCGUCUCUGCUGCUGCACAACUACUAGUAGAAGAGGCUGCCAGCGAAGAACAGAAAGACUUCCACAAAGAGCUGUCAGCCCUCCGAGUGGUUCUGGAGAACGUCUCUAUCAUGACCACUGGAUCCAACAUUUCUCUGAUACAGUGGAAGCUUCAGUCCUUCCCAAACCAGCCACAUUAUCUCACUGGCUUUGAGGUCCUGUAUCGCUCUCUUCUGCCCAUCAUCUCAGACUGGACAGCAAAGAAGGUGGCACUGCCCAGGUUCCAGGCUCAGGUCGGUCCACUGAAGAGAGGCUACAGGUACGAGUUCAAGGUCCGACCAUAUGGCAGCAAUUUAUAUGGAAGGGAGAGCAAUACUCAGCUCCUCCGAGUCCCUGAGAAAGUGCCCGGAGCUCCUCCUCAAGCUGUGUUUGUUACAGUCAACUAUAAGCAGAAAAACAGCAUCUGUUUGAGCUGGGAACCACCUCCUCAUGAAAGCCACAAUGGUGUCAUCCAGGGCUACCAGGUAUGGUGUGUGGAGGCUGGUCAGAAGCAGUACCAGAACUGGACUGUGGGCAGCGGGCAGCACAGCCUGAACAUCUCCACUGUGAAAGCAGGACAGCAGUACUGGGUCACCAUGGCAGCAGUGAACGGAGCAGGAGUUGGAACGCUUAGUGACCCUCAUGGAUUCAUCAUCAACCCACCGUUUGAAACUCAUCCAGAGACGGAGAAGAAUGUGUCUGGUGUGCUGGACCUGCUUCAGGACCCGGUGCUGAUCGGUAGCAUGGGUGCCGUCCUGUGGUGUGUCCUCAUGGUUGCAGCUGUCUGCCUUUUCAGACGCCACAGCAGUAUGGAUCCUUUGUUAGCCCGACAUGGCAAGGCUAAAGGUCUGCAUAGACUAGCCAAUGAGAAUGUGAUCAUAAAACACAGGAUGGCCUCUGCAGACCUGCCAUGGCUCUCUGGGAGCUGGAGACCCCCCUUCAACAAGAAGUACCAGGACCUGUGGGCCCAGGGUCACAAUCAUUCUGAAAUUAGGAGUACCAGUCUCCCAGUCUCAUCUAAGGACACCAGUGCGACUGACGGUUGUGGUGUUUAUGGAACGUUUUAUGUGGACUUGAUGGGCAAUGGGAUGAAGACCUUCAACAGUCCUGGACAUUCUGCAAAAUUGUCUCAAGAUUUUCUUCAUCAGCAAGGAACAGAGACCAUCCAGAUUUUCACACAGCCUGCCUCCAAGUCUUCGUCCUGUAGCAGCCGUGAAAGUCUGCCCUGGAAACAGGCCAUACGGCCUCAACCAAAGAUGGGUCUGCUGAGGGAGUCAUGGGAAAAAAAGACCAAUGACAAGCAAGAAUUACAAGCAGUGAACAGUGUGCCCCUACUGUCCAGGAGCCAGGCUUGUCCCUUCAGGGUCUGCAGGCAGAGACUCAGUCACAUUCCAACAGGACACCAUGGGCGCCAUCCUUACAACUGUGGUGAUGCUGCUGCUGGUUCUCGGUUGCUGCAUUACUCUGCAUCACUGCACAUGGUGAAUAUGUUGCCUCCUUCAGUGCUAAUCCCCUCAGAUGAGAGUGCAGACAGAAACAACCUUUCCAUUGAUGACGGUUCUAAUCGUUCCACUAACAUAGAAGACAUGAUCCACCUGCAGUCAAACUGUCCUGGGUCAAGCCAUCGUGGACCACCUGGAUCCAACAAGAACAGCUUCCCUUUCCACGUGCACCUGUCCACACCAUCAUAUCCUGCAUCAUUGGAUGGUGAGCAUGGAGGCACGCUGACCUCACAGGAAGCCACUGAGUACCUGGAGCUCAGUCCCAAACAUGAGAGAAGCAACAGCAUCCUGUCAGAGCAGCAGCCCUCUGUGUCACUCCCGUGUACAUCCACCCUGGAGAACAUGUGUGGGCUGAUCCACUCCAGCCAGCAGGAGGACAACCCCACACCUGAGCCGGUCGGACAGCGUCUGUCCCGCCUGCAGAGCUCCCCAUCCUCCUGUUACAGUGACUUUGACCACUCCCUGUGGAGCACCUGGAGCUCAGCCAUGACCCUUGACUUUGACAGCAACCGCACCAGCCUCAUCAGCUCUGUGAACAGCUGCUACACUCAGGACAGUGCCUCUUUCGCCCGCAUGCUGGCUGUGGCAGCAGACACGUUGAGUGGAGAUGUCUCCGACUUCUCCCCACCUGCAUCCCCCUUCAGCACCUUGUACCCAUCAUUCUGCGCAGAUAGUGAGGUAUUCGAAGAGCUGGAACAUGUUCCUACAUGGGACUGGAGCAUGGCCUGGAUGGAGGAAAUGGAUGCCCAGUACAGAGCCCUGUAUCCCAGCAGAAACACCUAA
This is a messenger RNA of Nematolebias whitei (Rio pearlfish), 3120 nucleotides long. RefSeq names its product roundabout, axon guidance receptor, homolog 4 (Drosophila) (gene robo4). The transcript is spliced from 20 exons. Gene Ontology annotation, molecular function: protein binding. The coding region runs from base 1 to 3120 and encodes 1039 amino acids. Gene Ontology annotation, biological process: cell-cell adhesion; axon guidance. Gene Ontology annotation, cellular component: axon; plasma membrane. Lineage: Eukaryota; Metazoa; Chordata; Actinopteri; Cyprinodontiformes; Rivulidae. The record is from RefSeq and is a predicted model, not a curated record.